Molecule: messenger RNA, 1677 nt
Organism: Pseudopodoces humilis (Tibetan ground-tit)
Lineage: Eukaryota; Metazoa; Chordata; Aves; Passeriformes; Paridae
Gene: PIGZ
Product: phosphatidylinositol glycan anchor biosynthesis class Z (Gwada blood group)
Biological process (GO): GPI anchor biosynthetic process
Cellular component (GO): endoplasmic reticulum membrane
Molecular function (GO): alpha-1,2-mannosyltransferase activity
Source: RefSeq, a predicted model, not a curated record
AUGGUGGCGCGGGCGCUGUGGGCGCUGCUGGCGGCGCUGCGGGCGGGCUGGUGCCUCCUGCCGCAGAGCGGGUACCUGCACCCCGACGAGUUCUUCCAGGCACCCGAGGUCAUGGCAGGAGAUAUUUUAAACCUACAGGUCUAUUAUCCAUGGGAGUUCCUUUCCAGCUCUCCUUGCAGAACAGUUGUUUUCCCAUUAAUGACAUCAGGAAUUACGUACUGGCUGAUCAAGUCUUUGCAGCAGUUGGACAUAUGUUCAAGUUGCAUCAACAGCUACACUCUCCUUGUAUCUCCUCGCCUGCUCUUUACAAUCUUUUCUUUCAUACUCGACUAUAGUGUUUAUCGAUUGGCCUCUUUCUGGGGAGCAGAUCCGUGGAAAGCGCUGGUACUUCUUGCUGGAUCAUAUGUCACGCUGGUGUUUUAUACAAGAACAUUUACCAACACACUCGAAGGACUUCUCUUUGCUCUUCUCAUGGUACUGGUUUCUUCAAAGAAGCCUAGUGGCAGCUCAGCAGAGCCUACAAGCAGCUCUCUCAUAGGGGUCAUAACAACUGCUGGGUUUUUCAACAGGCCAACCUUUCUGGCAUUUGCUCUAAUGCCCCUGCUUUACUGGGCCAGUUUAAUUGUUGACUCUCAGAAGAGCAUUAAAACUCUCAUAAAUCACUUUUUGAAGUUUAUCCUAUGUGCAUGUUUUACCGCUUUUGUUUUCAUAACUGCUGACACCUUCUAUUUUACCUCCAUAAGCUUAGACAACCUCUACAGCACUAACAAGAGCAGCCUAUUUGAUGUAAUAGUUCAAUUACACGACAAAAUGGUAGUAACCCCCUUCAAUUUUCUCAGCUAUAAUCUUAAUCCUCAUAAUCUUGCACUGCAUGGAACUCACCCGCGAGUUACACAUUUUACAGUCAACGGAGUAAUGCUGUUUGGGAUCUUACAUAUUCUGGCCAUUGGUGCAGGCUUUAAAAUGCUAAAGAAAUACGUCCAUCAGUUAAUGCUGGUCAGAUGGUGCUACCGUGGGCCUCCUGGGUUGUUGUAUUCCGAGGGCAGUCCAACAUUGCUGCUGUUUUAUUUUGUUCCUUUGGCAUUUCUCUCUCUGUUCAGUCACCAGGAGCCUCGGUUUCUCAUCCCUCUCAUCCUGCCAUUGGUCCUGCUCAGCGCGUCACCAAACAGAGCUGUAAAAUGGAAACUCCUCAUUGUUCUGUUCAACCUUCUGGGGGCACUUCUCUUUGGAUGUUUACACCAGGGAGGGCUCAUUCCCUGUUUGUUUCACUUGGAGCAGCUCAUCCAUUCUCCAGCGUCCUCAAGCCAUCCGCGGCACUACACUCUGCUCUUUGCGCACACCUACAUGCCUCCAAGGUCUCUGCUCAAUAUCAAGCAGACAGACAUGCAUGUGGAAAUCAUUGACAUGGCUGGGGCUGGAGAAGAAACCCUUUGCCAGACAGUAGAGCAGCGAGCAAGCAAUUCUACCUGCAGCGACUGUCACAUCUUUAUUGUAAUCCCUGGUACAGUCAGAGCCACAAUUACAAAAUGUGGUGUCUCAUUUAAGAACGAGACUUUGAUAUUUCCUCACUUAUCAAUGGAAGACCCACCACAAAUACCUGUCCUAUCCAGUGGAAAUUGGAGGAGUCAGUUAGGACUUUACAUCCUUGAGCUAAACAGAGAUCAUCAGACCCUUUAG